Ananas comosus (pineapple) is the source of this 1128-nucleotide messenger RNA. Its product is annotated as peroxidase 44-like. NCBI's taxonomy places the organism in Eukaryota, Viridiplantae, Streptophyta, Magnoliopsida, Poales, Bromeliaceae. Bases 224 to 1033 code for a protein of 269 amino acids. The transcript has 2 exons. Gene Ontology annotation, biological process: response to oxidative stress; hydrogen peroxide catabolic process. Gene Ontology annotation, molecular function: heme binding; peroxidase activity. The record is from RefSeq and is a predicted model, not a curated record.
CUAAUUUGUAGUGCACUUAGUUAAUACAUGUUCAUGAUGGUGUACAACAAUGUUGUGAGAAAUUUUUUCUUCAUAUUUUUUCUCUUUUAAUUUUCCCUUCUCGCUGGCCGAUUUUCGAGUCGGCUUCUACAAUGCCACAUGCCCGAACGCGGAGUCCAUCGUCCAGUCGGUGGUGGCGGAGCACUUCGCCGCCGAUCCCUCCGUCCCCGCCGCCCUCCUUCGCAUGUACUUCCACGAUUGCUUCGUUAGAGGCUGCGACGCGUCGAUCCUGAUCUCGCCGACAAAGAAGAAGACGACGGAGCGGUCGGCAGGGCCGAACCAGACCGUCCGGGGCUUCGACAUCAUCGACGAGGCCGAGUCGAGCCUUGAGACGCAGUGCCCCGGGAACGUGUCCUGCGCGGACAUCAUCGCGCUAGCGGUGCGUGACGCGGUGGCCCUGGCGGGCGGUCCGAAGUACGACGUCCCCACAGGGCGGCUCGAUGGCCUGAUCUCCAACCCUAACGACGUCAACCUGCCGGGGCCACAGCUCACGGUGUCGCAGGCGCUCGCAUUCUUCACGAACAAAGGGUUCACCCUCGACGACAUGGUGGUCCUCCUCGGCGGCCACACGGUCGGCGUCGCGCACUGCACCUUCUUCCGCGACAGGCUCGGCAAUUUCCAAGGGACUGGCCAGCCGGACCCGACGAUGGACCCGGCGCUCCUCGCGAAACUGAAGGAGACCUGCGGGCCCAGGGCGAAGCCGCUGAAGUCGGACCCGACGGCGUUCCUGGACCAGAACGCGUCGUUCGCCAUCGACAACAGCUACUACAGCCAGAUCAUGCAGAAGAGGGGAGUGAUGCAGAUCGACCAGGAGCUGGCCGACGACAACUCGACCGCCGCGACGGUGCAGGGCCUCGCGGCGGACGCAGCAGGGUUCGCGCGGAGGUUCGCCGACGCGCUGGUGAGGCUGGGGAGUGUGGAGAUCAAGCAGGGCAGCGACGGCGAGAUCAGAAGGAGUUGCCAAGCAUUCAACACCCGCUCUACAAAGCCUUAGCUAGAUUUUUGUUUUUCUUUUUUUUAAAAUUUUUUUGGAUGUUAUAUUAAUGAAUGCAUGUAUCAAAUUGUGAUUAUUGUUUGGUUGAUGUUUUG